GUACACUUUAUUGCCAAUCUCAAAAUCAAACAAAAUAAACAGCUUCUAGUACACAAUGCAUUCUUCUUAUUCACUUCCUGUUUUUCUUACCAUCUUCCUCGCUACAAUAUUAACAGGCCAAGCUGUUGUGCCAUUGGACAAAAGAUUCAGCUAUGUUAACAGUGGGCCGCUAGGCGAGUUCAGCGUUGAAUUCGGUGACUACCGUCCUUCAAACAUUGCCACCUUUCCGUUCAUGCUUUGUUUUCAAAACGCCACUCCUGACGCCUUCACUUUAAGUCUCCGAAUGGGCAACCGUCACGACGAGUCGAAGAUGCUUUGGGUCUGGACCGCCAAUCGGGGAAAGCCGGUUCAUGAGAAUGCCACACUUGCAUUCGGUGCUGAUGGGAACCUUGUUUUGACGGACGCUGAUGGCUCAAUUGCGUGGCAAACAGGUUCGGCAAAUAAGGGUGUGGUAGGUUGGGAGUUACUUGACAUUGGUAAUCUUGUCUUGUAUGAUGCAAAGGGUGCCUAUAUUUGGCAAAGUUUCGAUCAUCCAAGUGAUACACUUUUGAUAGGCCAAGGACUCCAUCUUAAUGGAGCCACAAAGUUGGUUAGUAGAUUGUCCUAUACGGAGGAUGCUGAUGGUCCUUACACCCUCGUAAUGGAGCAAAGGCAUUUGGCCAUGUAUUACAAGAGCCAAAACGCAGCAAAUCCAUUACUAUACUACAAGUAUGACGAAUUUGGAGAUGGCAAGGGCGUUUUAGCAGAUGCAGUCUUUGAUGUCAACGGUGACGCUUUCUACACAAACGAACUCUUUCUUUUAUACGACAUGAAAAAUUCCCCCGCCUCUGGAACUAGAUUAUUGGCUAGGCCAAAGUACAAUUCUACUUAUUCGAUGCUUCGUCUUGAUAUAGACGGAAAUUUCAGAAUAUACACCUACUACCCGAUUGUUGAUUGGGGUGCAUGGGAAGUUACAUAUAAAGUUCUAAAUAGCGAAGAUGAUGUGGAGAGUACUAGCGAAUGCAGAUUGCCAAAAAGGUGUGGAGCUUUAGGGGUCUGCGAAGACAAUCAGUGUGUGGCUUGUCCAACAGCUGCGGGUCUGCUCGGGUGGAGCAAGAGUUGUGCGCCUCCAGUGUUACCACCGUGCAAAGGAUCAAGAGCAAAUGUGGACUACUACAAAGUGGUGGGUGUGGAACAUUUCUUGAAUGGAUAUACGGAAGGAGGGCGUAUGAAAAUCGGUGACUGCAGAGAAAAAUGCAACAAAGAUUGCAAAUGCUCAGGCUUUUUCUACAGGGAAGAGUCUUCAAAAUGCCUGUUGGUUCCGGAACUUGGUACUUUGAUCAAGGUGUCCAAUCCUUCUCAUGUUGGUUAUAUCAAGAUGUCUAAAUAGUUCUUGUACACAUUUUUAUACCAGUGUCCUUGCGUGUAAAUAAAUAAAUUGGAUGAGUGGAUUAAGGCGUGAAUUGUAAUAUGUGGUUAAUUUAGUAAUACAUUUCUAUAAUUUUUCAUUCUAAAA
Messenger RNA from Daucus carota subsp. sativus, 1495 nucleotides. RefSeq names its product epidermis-specific secreted glycoprotein EP1. The record is from RefSeq and is a predicted model, not a curated record. NCBI's taxonomy places the organism in Eukaryota, Viridiplantae, Streptophyta, Magnoliopsida, Apiales, Apiaceae. The transcript has a single exon. Bases 56 to 1369 code for a protein of 437 amino acids.